UCCGGAGAGGAGCGCGCCCGGGCGAAAUGCGGAAAAGAAGCCCGCAUACGCUUCACGCCGCUCCUAGAGCGCGCUGCUAAGGAGUUAGUGACUGGGACGGAAGCCUACGGGCACCCACGCCUUUGGUGUCCUCACGCUCUCGGUCCCCCAGUUCCCCGCCACUACUCCUUGCAAGCCCGGCGAGCGAAACUUCCACGCUCUCCCGAGGCUGCACUCGGAAACCGAGCUUCGCUCUCACCGUUCGCGAGCCCCGCCCCUUGGUGUUCCGGUUGGGGGCGGGGAAAGGAAAGGCGCAAGCGCCUUUGAGAGCAGCGGGGCUAUUUCUGUGGGAACGGUUUCCUGGGCCCGGAACCCGACUGUGACCUAGGCACGCUGGCUGCGGUGCGGGCUCGUCCAGUUGUUGUUCUCGACUUCCACCUCCAGGAAGUCAUUAUGUGACUAACACAUCUUCAUCAGAUUUCCUCUGAUUUACCCUGACGAGUAUGUGAGAAUGAUGUGCACUGCCAAGAAAUGUGGAGUUAGAUUCCAGCCUCCAGCUAUUAUCUUAAUCUAUGAGAAUGAAAUGAAGGGGAAAAAUCGCCAGCGCAUUAUGCCUGUACGAAACUUUUCAAAGUUUUCAGAUUGCAACAGAGCUGCUGAACAAUUAAAGAAUAAUCCACGACACAAGAGUUACUUGGAACAGGUGUCCCUGAGACAGCUGGAAAAGUUAUUCAGUUUUUUACGAGGUUACUUGUGGGGACAGAGUUUGGCAGAAACAAUGGAACAAAUUCGACGGGAAACAACUAUUGAUCCCGAGGAAGACCUGAACAAACUAGAUGACAAGGAACUUGCCAAAAGAAAGAGCAUAAUGGAUGAACUUUUUGAGAAAAAUCAGAAGAAGAAGGAUGAUCCAAAUUUUGUUUAUGACAUCGAAGUUGAAUUUCCACAGGAUGAACUGCAGUCCUGUGGCUGGGACACAGAGUCAGCAGAUGAGUUCUGAUCCCCAAAACAAACAUUUAUUGAGCUAACAGAAACUCUGUGUUUAUACAGAGAAUAUAGAUCAGUUCUAGAAAAAUCUGUAAAGAACACUAAAUGUACAUGUUGGGUCAUAUUUGGAUUGACCAUGUGACUUUUCAAAACCAAGACAUGUGGAAAAUCUACUAUGUAGGUGCAUGAGGAAUAUAAAAAAAUCAGUACAUAGGAAUCUGACUUUAAGGUGCUCACAGUCUAAUUGGAAGAUGGGUCAAAAACUUGUGAAAACCUAAUUAACAGUACUAGGCAGCAAAAACAUUAAAGCCAAAUGAUUGAUAAAAAUGAAAAAGGGUCAGAGCCUAGAUUACUGUAGAGCAGAAUAGUCAGGGAAGACUUGGUUCUUCAGUGGCAAGAUGGGACUUUGCCUGGCCCUUGAAGUGGUAGUAUUUGAAUAGAAGCUUAUAGAGGAUUCCAGAUGAGAAACUGGGAGGAAAAAGAGGGGAAGGGUAUAGUAAGCAAAUUAUAAUUUGAUAAGAUUGGAGGGUGUAUAUGGUUACCAGGGGAUUAUCCGGUAUACAUUAUGUCUUUAUAUACAUUUAACUCUGUUUUACAAGUAUUCUGGAGUAGAAGAGCAAGUCCAUGUAAUUUGAUGAACAGCAGGGGGAUUCUGCCCUUCUGGUAUCUGGAAAUAUAAACCAAAGACAUUCCGAAACCUGAACCUCUUCCCAUAAGUAAGAGGUUUGUUUGUAAAAUGGGAACUCUACCCAUAAUAAAUGAACAAUAGGUACUUCCAGUUUGGACCUGUUCAUAGAUUUGCAUGUACAAAGGAGAUUUUUGUUAAGCAAGGUUAUAUGUGUAUAGAUCUUUCUUCUUGCUAUAUUAUUAUUAUUUGAUUGGUAGAAAUCCUGUGUUUUCUGCAAGGAAAUUAAUACUAAAUAAACCUGUAAAAAUUAGUCAUUCUUUCUGUCUGUUUCUACUCUGUUUACCAUUAAAAGGUAAAGCCCCCAUUAAAGGGAUCAUUCUUAUAGUGACACCACCAGGGACUUAAGAUGGUCAUGACUCAUUAUGUAUAUUUGCCAAAGGUGGCAAAAGAAUUUUCAGAAUUGGAGAUUCUUUUACAUCUGCAUAGUAUUUUAGUUUAUAGAUGUAGAUGAUAUAUUUUAAAAGUUGACUUUAGAUUGUUUUCUCCUUCACUGUUACAAACAAUGAAAAUAACCUUGUAUAUUCUCUAUUUUGCAUGUGUAUAUGACUAUAAAUAGUGCAUCGAGGGGAAUUGCUGGAUAUGUGCAUUUAAAAUUUUCAUAGAUAUUGCUAAGUUUUCCUCCAAAGAGGUUCAUUCAUUCAUUCAUUCAUUCAUUCAGUACUCUGUACCAUAUAAGUACCUACUAUGUGCUGAGCAUGUGCUGCUAUUCAGAGCCUGAGGAUACAGCAGUAUGUACAACAAAGCCCUUGCCUUUAUAAGGUUUACAGUCUAGUUGGAGAGGACACAAUAAACAAAUACACACAGUAAUGUCCUAUGAUAAGUGGUCAGAGAGGAUGGAAGCCACUGGAUUUGAUAGGGUGAUCAAAGAAGGUCUUACUGAAGAGGUGACAUUUGAGCAAAGGCCUGAAGGAAAUAGGGAAAAAUGUGCAUUUCAGGGGUAGUAGAGAAAGGUAAGUGCAUAGGUUACAGGAUAGUGUGCUUGGCAUAGUUGAGGGACAGUAAGGAGGGUGAUGUGGUUAAUACAGAUGAAGCAAGAAAAUGGUAGGAGAUGCAGAUGGAGUACAUGAAGGUCUGUCUGAAAAAAGUGCAACCAUUGUUUAUGUAAUGAGAAUGGUUUGUGCAACACCAAUGUAACCUGGCAGUCAAGGAGAGUGGACUGAAAUGUGCAUGUAUGAACAAUGACAACUUCAUUGUACUAGUCAGUGGGGGUGGUAGAUGCUGUUGAGUGAGCAUGUGUACUGUGUGGCCAUCACAUUCAAAAUGACUAAAUGAGUAGAGCAACAAAUCUGCAUCAAAUUUUGUGUUAAGCUUGAACAUUCCUCCACAGAAACUAUUCAGAUGAUUCAGAAGGCUUUCUCGGACAAUGCAGUGAGUGCAGUGCAAAUUAAAGUAUGGCGCAAUGCUUCAGAUGAUCGAGAAUCUGUUGAAAGCGAUCCAUAUUCUGGAGGGCCUGCAAUAAGCAGAACUCUUGAGAAGGUUGAAUGCCUAUGGGCUGCAAUCAACAAAGAUCAGAGAACUGUGUGAGGUCCCAAGGUGCCUACUUUGAAGGCAACUGAGGCAUUAUUGUCCUGUGUACAAUGUUUCUUGUAUCUUGCAUCUUCUUCAAUAAAUAUAUCUAUUUUUCAUAUGACAUAGCUGGAUUCUUUCUGGACAAGCCUCAUAUUUUACCAAUGGGCAGUACUUACCACAAAGGUUGUACCAACUUAAAUAUCAGCAAUACACGAGUCCUGUCUUCCCCACAUGCUUAUCAAUAGAAUGUUAACAAACUUGUUGAUCUAUGCCAAUUUUAUAAUUAAAAAAAUGGCAUUUCAUAGUUUUAAUUUGCAUUGCUUUUGAGUGACAGUGAGUAUAAGAUCUAUUUUUAAGCAUUUUUUAUUUAAUUAUUGUUCAAGUACAAUUUUCUGUCUUUUACUCCCAUCCCAGCUCACCCCCCCCAGUGCUCCCCACCUCCCUCCCAUUUCUACCCCCCUUAGUUUUUGUCCAUGUGUCCUUUAUACUUGUUCAUGUGAAUCCUUCCCCUUUUCCUCUGAAAUUCUUUCCCCUCUCCCCUCUGUUCCCUGUCAGCCUGUUCUGUAUUUCAGUGUCUUUGGUUAUAUUUUGCUUGCUUGUUUGUUUUGUUGUUUAGCUUCCUGUUAAAGGUGAGAUCAUAUGGUAUUUUGUCUU
Molecule: messenger RNA, 3817 nt
Organism: Artibeus jamaicensis (Jamaican fruit-eating bat)
Lineage: Eukaryota; Metazoa; Chordata; Mammalia; Chiroptera; Phyllostomidae
Gene: CEP19
Product: centrosomal protein 19
Exons: 3
Coding region: 491-979 (162 amino acids)
Biological process (GO): trans-Golgi to periciliary membrane compartment transport; microtubule anchoring at centrosome
Cellular component (GO): ciliary basal body; centriole; centrosome
Source: RefSeq, a predicted model, not a curated record